This is a messenger RNA of Laetiporus sulphureus 93-53, 1240 nucleotides long. Its product is annotated as PIG-U-domain-containing protein. The transcript is spliced from 9 exons. The record is from RefSeq and is a predicted model, not a curated record. Lineage: Eukaryota; Fungi; Basidiomycota; Agaricomycetes; Polyporales; Laetiporaceae. Bases 1 to 1215 code for a protein of 404 amino acids. Gene Ontology annotation, biological process: attachment of GPI anchor to protein; protein localization to cell surface. Gene Ontology annotation, cellular component: membrane; GPI-anchor transamidase complex.
AUGGACUUCAAUACCACGUUUCCCGUCCUACUCGCGGGACGAUAUCUACUUGCGCUAUUCUUCCAGGAUGUCGACCUUAGGAAUGACCACCUGCUAUCCACCCCUCUGACCGCAUAUCCACGGUUGCAGGAGGGUAUCUACCUGUUUCAACAAGGGUUUGACCCGUAUUCAGGAGGUCUCUUCCGACAUUCUCCUCUCCUGCUAUCGCUGUUCUCUACCAUCCUUCCCCUCACGCGAAUCACAUCACCGAUCGUCUGGACAGCUGUCGAUGGCGCUGCUGCGUGGGCCUUGAUAGACGUAUGGAGAGCACGUAUCAACGUGCUGAAAGGCUCAAGAGAAGGAUUGAUAGCUGCUUUAUACCUGCUCAAUCCAUAUACCUUCCUCCCGUCUCUUGCAUGGUCCACGUCGACAUUUGAGAACAUGCUAAUUCUGCUCUCACUGCGGUUUGCAUGCCGAGGUCGUUCGUCGAUGUCCCUUCUAACAUUUGCGCUUCUCGUUCAACUCUCACUACCAUGGGCUGUCAUGCUCCUUCCCCUCACAGCACUUAUUGUGUCAGGACCUGAGUCGCGUUUAGCAUUACCUCGACCGUUCAACGCAGACAAGCGGCAAAUGCUUCCACUAUUCGCCAAAUUUGCUGUCUACUCCAUGAUGCUGACCUUUGCGUCAACACUAGUAUGCGGAAACUGGCUGUGGGUUGAGCAAAGCUGGAUAGCACCGUUGAUGUUACCAGACCUCACGCCAAAUCCUGGCCUAUGGUGGUACUUCUUUACUGAGAUGUUUGACCACUUCAGAGCGUUCUUCCUGAUGGUUUUCUCGGUCCAUCUGCUCAUCUAUAUAGUGCCAAUCUGCAUCAAGUUUCAACAUGACCUGCUCUAUGCAUGUUUCCUCACCGUGGGCGUGCUAGCUACUUUCAAAGCAUACCCGACGUUGUCAGAUCCAGGUCUUUUCCUGAGCUUAUGGUCCAUAUUUCCUGAGACAUACCCACACCUCCGCCAUCCUAUGAUUGCUGGGCUGCUACAUAUCCACUCUGCCCUCCUACUGCCUCUGUUCCACCACCUUUGGCUGGUACAGGGCACCGGUAAUGCAAACUUCUUUUAUGCAUCCACCCUUGUGUUCGGAUUGGCGAACGGUGCCGUGCUGCUGGACACCCUCUGGGCGGGACUGCGGACCGCGAUGGGGCGGAUAACGGACGAGUACGAAGUGAUACAGGAAUGAUGGCCUUAUCUAUGUGUCGAUGGAG